Messenger RNA from Molossus molossus (Pallas's mastiff bat), 2747 nucleotides. RefSeq names its product flotillin 2 (gene FLOT2). NCBI's taxonomy places the organism in Eukaryota, Metazoa, Chordata, Mammalia, Chiroptera, Molossidae. Bases 74 to 1483 code for a protein of 469 amino acids. Gene Ontology annotation, biological process: protein localization to plasma membrane; regulation of myoblast differentiation. The record is from RefSeq and is a predicted model, not a curated record. The transcript has 12 exons. Gene Ontology annotation, cellular component: plasma membrane.
CGGGUGCGGGGUGCGGAGUGCGGGCUGCCUGCUGCUGUCCCGGUCUCUGGGGGCCCUCCGUCCCGCCGGCGCCAUGGGCAAUUGCCACACGGUGGGGCCCAACGAGGCGCUGGUGGUUUCAGGGGGCUGUUGUGGUUCCGAUUAUAAACAGUACGUGUUUGGUGGCUGGGCCUGGGCAUGGUGGUGUAUCUCCGACACUCAGAGACUGUCUCUGGAGGUUAUGACCAUCCUGUGUCGCUGUGAGAAUAUUGAGACGUCGGAGGGGGUCCCGCUAUUCGUAACAGGGGUUGCACAGGAUUUCCCUAGAGAUUAUGACGUUGCAGCCCCGCUGCGAGGACGUAGAGACGGCCGAGGGGGUAGCUUUAACUGUGACGGGUGUCGCCCAGCCUGGCUCAGGCACCUCUGUGACCACUGGCAGGUGAAGAUCAUGACGGAGAAGGAGCUCCUGGCUGUAGCCUGUGAGCAGUUCCUGGGCAAGAAUGUGCAGGACAUCAAGAAUGUCGUCCUGCAGACCCUGGAGGGGCACCUGCGCUCCAUCCUUGGGACCCUGACCGUGGAGCAGAUUUAUCAGGACCGGGACCAGUUUGCCAAGCUGGUGCGGGAAGUAGCGGCCCCUGAUGUCGGCCGCAUGGGCAUUGAGAUCCUCAGCUUCACUAUCAAGGAUGUGUAUGACAAAGUGGACUAUCUGAGCUCCCUGGGCAAGACGCAGACUGCUGUAGUACAGAGAGAUGCUGACAUUGGGGUGGCUGAGGCCGAGCGGGACGCGGGCAUCCGGGAAGCCGAGUGCAAGAAGGAGAUGCUGGAUGUGAAGUUCAUGGCAGACACUAAAAUUGCUGACUCUAAGCGAGCCUUUGAGCUGCAAAAGUCAGCCUUCAGUGAGGAAGUCAAUGUCAAGACAGCUGAGGCCCAGCUGGCCUAUGAGCUACAAGGGGCCCGCGAGCAACAGAAGAUCCGACAAGAAGAGAUUGAGAUUGAGGUUGUGCAACGUAAGAAGCAGAUUGCAGUGGAGACACAAGAGAUCCUGCGCACAGACAAGGAGCUCAUUGCCACGGUGCGCCGCCCCGCCGAGGCUGAGGCGCACCGCAUACAGCAGAUAGCCGAGGGUGAAAAGGUGAAGCAAGUACUCUUGGCUCAAGCAGAGGCUGAGAAGAUCCGAAAAAUCGGUGAGGCAGAGGCAGCAGUCAUCGAGGCAAUGGGCAAGGCAGAGGCUGAGAGGAUGAAACUCAAGGCUGAGGCCUACCAGAAAUAUGGGGACUCCGCCAAGAUGGCUUUGGUGCUGGAGGCUCUGCCCCAGAUUGCUGCCAAAGUUGCUGCCCCAUUGACUAAAGUUGAUGAGAUUGUGGUCCUCAGCGGGGACAACAAUAAGGUGACAUCAGAAGUGAACCGACUGCUGGCUGAGCUGCCUGCCUCUGUACAUGCCCUUACAGGCGUGGACCUAUCUAAGAUACCCCUGAUCAAGAAGGCCACCGGUGCACAGGUGUGAGGCUCCCAAAGGCCCACACCCUUCAGCAGCUGCCCGCUCCUCCCUUCAGCACCUGUUUUAAUACCACAGGAACAACGGGAAUGUUACUGACUCUGGUGCCUUAUUUUGUAGGGACCAGGAGUGCUGUGUGUUCAGGCCUUCUCUGUCUGUCUUCCCUUCUCUCCUGUCUCUGUCUCCUUCCUCUCCACCUCUCCCCGACACCCUCACUGUCACUGCCAUAUUCAUCUGGUGUGUCUCCUCCACCCUCAUCUCCCUGUACAUGUCUCUUCCUCUGUUUGUCUUUUUCUCUCCCUCUCUCCUCCCACCCACCCUUUAUACACAUCAUGUAAUUUAAGCUGAAGAUGUUUAUUAUAAUCACUGUCUGUCUGUGGGGGGUGGCCCUGCUGCUCUUCAGAAUCCUGGUGCCUUGAAGUUCUCUGCAUCUGUCUGUCCUCCCUGUGGCCCUGGCCGGACCUCAGCAUGGGUGCAGGGGGUCUGGGUAAAAUGGUCACCUGCCCCUCUCCUGGCCUGGUCUUUUGAGCCCUAAACCCUACCCUGGGAAGGCUCCAGCCUCACCCACUCUAGCCCUUCUAGGCCUAGGUAGCAGUGGCCUACAGACCCAGGCCAUUGCCCUUCACUUCACCCCUCCCAGCCCUAGGCCUGCUCUCAUACCUUACCUCUCUUCCCCACCCCAGGGGCACAGAAUCAAGGCCUCCUGUCUAUAACAGCUCCCCCAGUUGACUACUGCCUUAGGAGGCCCCUGCUUGUGCUCAGGGAAGUCCCCUUUAUGGACAUGUCCCUGCUAGGUGGAGUGAGGCCUGUUCCCAACUCUGCUUAGCCUUUCUGGGAUAAGGGUCUAGCCCUGCUGGGGACUAGAAAGUCUGUAGACCCACUUUCUGCUAGGGCUGCACUGUCCCGGGUAUCGGGUCAGGCCCUUCCAGUGGGCAAGGCUGUGCCAACCCUGUACAGAAUCGAGUGCUGUAGACUGGCCAGACUCCAUACUUCUUGUGCCAUCUUUCUUCCUGGCCAGUGAUAAGACUCCAGCCCUGGGGAAGCAGCCCAGUCCUCUGUCUCCUGGCUCUAGUGGAGGCAGAAAAACCUAGUGGCCAAGCACCCAAGGUGUUAUGGGUAUCCUAUGGUCCCAGUCCCCUACCCCUGGCACGGGCCCUGCUCCAGCCUGUGUAGCUGUUCCUGCAUGUACAUGCUGCAUGUUUGGUCUGGGGCUUGGAUGCUGCACUGCCCCACUGCCUGUCCCUUCUGGUAAAAUAAAGAUCUGUUAAGCCCA